This is a messenger RNA of Limanda limanda (common dab), 1110 nucleotides long. It is a transcript of the gene pou4f1, whose product is annotated as POU class 4 homeobox 1. The coding region runs from base 1 to 1110 and encodes 369 amino acids. Gene Ontology annotation, molecular function: DNA-binding transcription factor activity, RNA polymerase II-specific; RNA polymerase II cis-regulatory region sequence-specific DNA binding. The transcript has 2 exons. Gene Ontology annotation, biological process: regulation of transcription by RNA polymerase II. The record is from RefSeq and is a predicted model, not a curated record. NCBI's taxonomy places the organism in Eukaryota, Metazoa, Chordata, Actinopteri, Pleuronectiformes, Pleuronectidae.
AUGAUGUCCAUGAACAGCAAACAGCCGCACUUCGCCAUGCAUCCCUCUCUGCCCGAGCACAAGUACACCACGCUGCACUCCAGCUCGGAAGCUAUAAGGAGAGCCUGUCUACAAACUCCACAGCUGCAGAACAACAUCUUCGCCAGCCUGGAUGAGACCCUGCUGGCCCGGGCGGAGGCUCUGGCGGCCGUGGACAUCGCCGUGUCCCAGGGCAAGACGCAUCCCUACAAGCCGGACGCCACCUACCACACGAUGAGCGCCGUGCCCUGCUCGUCGGGCUCCACCGUGCCGCUGGCGCACCACCACCACCACCAUCACCACCACCACCACCAGAACCUGGAGCCGCCGGACCUCAUGGACCACAUCGGGUCGCCGUCCCUCAACCUCAUGGCGCACGACGGGACCGGCGGUGUAGGAGGAGGUGGUGGAGGAGGAGGAGGCGGAGGAGGAGGUGGCGGGCUCCUCUCCACCUCCUCCGGACACCCGCACGCUCACAUGCACGGCUUGAGCCACCUAUCCCACCAGGCCAUGGGCAUGAACUCGCCUCUCACCCACCACGGGCUCUUACCGGGGCACCACGGGGGGUCUCCGUGCGGGCUCAAUAACUCCGGACUCCCGUCCAUCACGGACUCGGACACGGACCCUCGGGAGCUGGAGGCCUUCGCGGAGCGCUUCAAGCAGCGGAGGAUCAAACUGGGGGUGACCCAGGCGGACGUGGGGGGUGCACUGGCCAACCUCAAAAUCCCCGGCGUGGGGUCACUGAGCCAAAGUACAAUUUGUCGCUUCGAGUCGUUGACCCUGUCCCACAACAACAUGAUCGCGCUGAAGCCCAUCCUGCAGGCCUGGCUGGAGGAGGCCGAGGGGGCCCAGCGGGAGAAGAUGAGCAAACCGGACAUUUUCAACGGAGGAGAGAAGAAACGCAAGCGGACGUCCAUAGCGGCCCCGGAGAAGAGGUCCCUGGAGGCCUACUUCGCCGUGCAGCCGCGACCCUCCUCCGAGAAGAUCGCAGCUAUCGCGGAAAAGUUGGACCUGAAAAAAAAUGUGGUGCGCGUUUGGUUUUGCAACCAGAGACAGAAACAGAAGAGGUUGAAAUUUUCCGCCACUCACUGA